Molecule: messenger RNA, 3510 nt
Organism: Acanthisitta chloris (rifleman)
Lineage: Eukaryota; Metazoa; Chordata; Aves; Passeriformes; Acanthisittidae
Gene: VWA3A
Product: von Willebrand factor A domain containing 3A
Exons: 32
Source: RefSeq, a predicted model, not a curated record
AUGGAUACAAACGUCAGGGAAAUUGCACAGUUGUUGGACCAACUUUUGGAAAAAGUUGGGGUGAACUCACAAUCCUAUCUACAGGGUGGUCAUCUACCAUGGGAAGAUUUCACUGUCUCUCAUCCAGGACCAGAUCAUGGAUUGCUGAGAGGACAAGUGAAGGAAAUCCAGUUUCCAAAGGUGCAAACCACAGAAGAAUGGAGAAGGAGCUGCAGUUUAGAAUCCUUGCAAUUAACAUUAGAGCAUCUGUUAAAUGAAGGCAAUAUUAUUUUGAAUUCAGGAAAUGGUGUUGGAGAGAUGGAGUUUACAGAGGAGACUGUUCCUGAUUCUGAGUCAAGACUUUCUGAAGUCAUGGAACUUUAUCAGCAGCGAAUUCAGUGGCUGUUGCAGGACAGCAGAAAGGUGUUUGGUGUUAUAAAAGGAACCAAAGUUGCACUUAUGGUUGAUGUGUCACAUCUGAGUCCUGGCCCCACACUGUUGCAUUUCCAGAGGUACCUUCUGUGCUUGCUAGAUGAGCAGCUUUGUUACAAGAAGCAAUUGUACUGCCUCUCCUUCAGUACAGAAAUUUCACCACUGUGGGAGAGCCCCAAACCCAUCAAUAUUCAUGUGCUACAUGAGGCAAGACAGUGGAUCCAAGAACUGGAGCCUGGUCAAGGCUGCAAUUUGCUGAAAGCCUUAAAGCAUGUCCUUACAGUCAAAGAACUGAAUUCCCUGGUUCUUGUUGUAGGAAGCUGCCCUGAUCAGUCUUUGGAAAUAUUGUCUGAUUAUGCUCAGCAGUGUAUGCUGGGGAGAAAACUGCAGACUCACACUGUUAUAUAUGAUUGCAGCAAUCCUGCUGCUCUUGCAGUUCUGAAGAACCUUGCUGGAGCUGUAAGAGGCAGUUAUCACUGCUACUCUUCAAAGGAAGAGAAUUUUGAUAGCAGUGAUUUUCAUCUGCUACUUCAGGAAUUCCAGAAGGCUGAAGACCUACUGAAGAGCAUCAAACAGGCUUCUCAAAGAACUGGUGGCUCACCAAGUAGUAGAACAGCAGAUGUUUCUACAGAAUUUACAAAUCCAGCACCUUCCAGCUUCUUCCCAAAGCCUCCAAAGCAGGAAGGACCAUUAGCCAUUCAAACCCCAUGCAUCUUGGCCAAAACCUCAGCAGACUGGUUAAAGACGUAUGGAUUGAAAGCUAAAAAGUUAAACCUCUAUCAAGUUUUGGCUCCCAAUGCUUACUCUCCUGUGGAAGAGUUUGUACCUAUUCUUAAAAAAAGAGUGUCAUCAACUCUGCAUGAGAAAGUGAUGAUGCAGUUGGAGUGGUAUAAUGGAACUGUGAAAAAUGUCCACAUUGACCUGCCAGUAUUGUAUAACUAUCAGAAACUCCUUGCUGAAAUGGUAAGGAUCUAUGAGAAACGAAUUGCCUGGCUGUCUGCUGCUAGCAGAAGAAUAUGGGGAAGUGUUUGUGAAAGGAGGGUGGUAAUACUUGUUGACAUAUCAGUGACAAACUCUGCAUACAUCAACCACAUCCAACAUUCUAUGCGACUUCUACUUGAGGAGCAAAUGGCAAACAAGGAUUACUUCAAUAUUAUAGCAUUUGGGAGUGACAUUGUGCCGUGGCAGCAGGAACUGGUUCCUUGCCAACCAGAAAACUUAGAAGAGGCUUGGAGGUGGGUGUUGCGCUUGCAGUGCAAGGGCAGUAGAAAUUUCAUGAGUGCACUCAGGAGAGCUGUGGAAGUAGACUUCAAAGACAGAGAUAAACACACAUCACAAGGACUUUACCUGCUGACUACUGGAAUACCUGAUCAGGAAACACACACAGUCAGUGCUUACGUGGCUGAGGUUUGCAGAGGUUUUGAUUUACAGCUUCAUGUCUGUCUGUCCAGUGUAAUGAAGGACAUUGACUCCACUGGGAUUAUUCCAGCUCGCUAUGCUAACCCGACAGAAACUGCCAAUGCCUUUAAAGAAAUAGUGCAGGCAGCCAAGGGGAGAUUUCACUGGUUUGGAGAAGCAGGUGUUUUUGAAAGUGAUGAUAUCACUCAUAUUGUGUCUGAAAUGGAAAAAGCAAACAAUUACUCCCAAAAGUGUGCUUUCCUUGUGCAAUCCUUGAAGCAAUGUUCAGGAAAUCAGUCUGUGAAUCCAUUACCAGAAGGAGACUCAAAUGUGCUUAUGAAGCAAGACAAAAGAAGGCCCCAAAAGUUGCCAUCUCCUAAACCCACAGCUCUGAGUCUGGCUAGAAUGGCUGUUAAAGACAACCAUGGUGCAGAGAGAAACACUUCUGUAAGAGUACUGGCCUGGCGUCCUCCUAGUGCCAAAGCAGAAAUUCCACCUGCACGAGCAGUAAAAGAAAGGACUCAGACUGAGAGUACAGGAAAGCAGAAAUCAGGGAAGCAGCCAGAGCUUUCUGUGUCGGUAUUUUACACCGAUAAAGGAAGAAAUGUGGGUACAGUCUAUCAGAAGUAUCCACAGAUAAAGCGCAUAAGAAAAUCUGUUCCCUCUGUUACAUUGCCAAAAGAAGAGGAAAUCUGUUCAAGCAAAAAGUGGCUGACCAAAUACAGUAUUAAAAAGCUUAGACUGGAAUUGCCCAAACUGAUGUUUGGUCCCAGCUGUACACACCGAAACAAAACUGUGGAGAUUCUGCACAAGAAAGUAUCAGCAAAAUACUGUUCUAUCUUCCCUAGUGCAGAAAUCAAUGGGGUUGUGAAACAUCUGCAGUUUCAACCUAAAGAACUGGAAAUGUACAUGGAGCAACUGGAGCAGGUGCUGCAGCGCUAUGUUCAGAGAAUACAGUGGCUUCUGUCAGGAAGCCGAAGAUUGUUUGGUACCAUUUUAGAACGAAAUGUCUGUGUGUUGAUUGAUACAUCUGGUUCCAUGGACCCACAUUUGCCACAUAUCACGAAAGAACUGACCUCCCUUAUCUGGGAACAGCUGAGGAAAAAUGAAGUCAGGUUUAACCUGCUGAGGUUUGCAGAGAAUACAGAGAGUUGGAAGGACUAUCUUGUAGAGGCAACUGAUGAAACAUGUCACGAUGCUGUGCAGUGGGUUUCCAAAUUCCAUGCUCAUGGUAGCACGUGCAUACUUACAGCUUUACAGAAGGCCCUUGGUUUCCAAGGAGUAGAGGCACUGUAUGUAUUGACUGAUGGAAAACCAGACACCAGUUGCAGUCUGAUUUUGAAAGAAACCGAAAGUUUGAGAAAGAAACACGGCAUUAAAAUCCACACCAUUUCUUUUAGCUGUGCAGACAGAGGAGCUAAAGAAUUCCUGAGGAAACUUGCUUCCCAGACAGGAGGGCGCUACCACUGCAGCUUGGGAGGAGAAGAUGGACAAUUAGCAGCACACAGAAUGGUGACAGAAGGGAUUGAUGAUGAAAAUGAUCCAGUUUUCCCUUGCUUUGAAGGACAUGAUUUAAAGAUACUUACUAAAGAAGCAGCAAAAGCUAGAAGUUUCUUAAAGCAGGCAAAAUCUUUGAGAUUAUUACUUGAAAAAUGGAAUACAAACCAAAGGUACAAUUCUGGCUUUCAAAAAAGUGCUCAG